This is a messenger RNA of Manduca sexta (tobacco hornworm), 552 nucleotides long. RefSeq lists its product as uncharacterized. The record is from RefSeq and is a predicted model, not a curated record. The transcript has a single exon. Bases 1 to 552 code for a protein of 183 amino acids. NCBI's taxonomy places the organism in Eukaryota, Metazoa, Arthropoda, Insecta, Lepidoptera, Sphingidae.
AUGUCUGAGGAAUUGCUAGCUCGCCUCUCCGCUUUGGAGGCUGAAAACGCUAAUCUGCGCGCCUCGCAAGUGCAGCCUAAUGCUACGUCCAUAUGCAGGGUUGCUAUAAAACUGCCACCAUUUUGGCCUGAUAGGGCAAACGUUUGGUUUGCUCAAGCAGAGGCACAGUUUUUGCUUGCAGGGAUUACCACGGAUGAGACCAAAUACAGUCACAUUCUCAGCAAAAUUGAUCAUCAAAUUGCUGGGGAAAUCGAGGACAUAGUGGCCAAUCCCCCGGCUCAGGACAAAUAUAAAAACUUAAAAAACACACUUGUCAAACGGUUUUCUUCAUCUGAAGAACAAAGGUUGAGGAAACUUCUCAGUGAGGAGGAACUUGGUGAUAGGAAACCAUCACAAUUCCUCCGUCACCUGAAAUCUCUUGCAGGGCCCACAUUUACCGACGACAACAUCCUUCGUCAGUUAUGGCUACGACGCUUACCUCAGCAUGUUCAAGGCAUCCUCGCCGCCCAGGCCGAUCUCGGUUUGGAGAGGAUCGCCGACAUAGCUGACUAA